Molecule: messenger RNA, 5275 nt
Organism: Puntigrus tetrazona (Sumatra barb)
Lineage: Eukaryota; Metazoa; Chordata; Actinopteri; Cypriniformes; Cyprinidae
Exons: 2
Coding region: 995-1852 (285 amino acids)
Cellular component (GO): nucleus
Molecular function (GO): transcription regulator activity
Source: RefSeq, a predicted model, not a curated record
GUUAAUUGUUGGUAACGUCAGGGAAACAUGCGCAAAAGUUAAAAUGAUCCCACAGUCAGAUGUACAGUAAGCCCUCCAUUUCUUAAAUGAACGUCAAGGUUUCGUUCUGCACGCGGCGAAUUCUAACGCAAGUGACGUCAGCAGAUGUGACUCAAAUGAACGUCAACGUUUAAAUCCCCCGCUUGCGCUCAGAUAUUCAAUGCAUGUCAGAAAAUGCUGUAUUAUACGAGCUAUAUAGUUACGAGGAGGUUGUGUCGCUUACGAUGUAACACUCGACUAAUAAGCAGCUUUGUAAAGCAUGGUUUAGAAAAAUUCUACAGCGAACGUAACUGUUAGCAUCUGUAGUAUUCACAGAUGUUUUACGACACGGGAUGCUUGGCAAAAAGGAAAGCCACAAACGUGCCGUUUACAACGCAGUUCCAUAGUCCGGUUGCCGGUGCUCCAAACGGUCACGUUUUCGGUCUGUGGGCAUGUUGGGGGACGAAUGUGAUAGACUGAAGAGGAGGGGGCAGAACACGCGUUCCACCAAUCAGGGGCAGUUACUAGGCGGGCCUGAGAGCGCGUUCGACCAAUCACAGCAUUCCCACCUGACGACCGUCAAUCAGCUGAGUUCCUUUCCCGUUGAUUCUACAGUGUAGCGAGAGUUCUCUUCUCGUGCCUGCGUAGAGACGCGAUCGGUCGCGUAGUUUUGCGCAAAAUAAUGUUCAGAAUUUGGACCAGAAGCUCAACGCGAAGUUCGGCGAACGCUUCAAACAACCGUACAUCUUAUUUUUACCAGUCAAGAGAAUGUAGCCGUCAUUCGAGGAUCUUGGGUAAAUUAAUUUCGUAGUUUCAUAUAGACGGAGCCAGCACUUUACGAACUAGCUAACUGGCUAAUUCAUUGCGCAUCACUGGGAGCUUAGCCGCGGAGGCUAGCGGUGCUCACGUCUGCGAGAGUAGUUGGUUGUAAUAAACGCUUAACAACGAAGCAACUGGUUGAGCCAAACAUAAUGGUAUGGGUCAAAGGGACAUCGCAGCGUUCGAGGCGUCCAUGAAAAGAAAAAACGGAAUUCCAACUGUCUCUAUGUGUCGACUGGAUGUGGAGUCCGCUGUUGUGAAGAAGGAAGUUGAGCCCGCCGGAGGAGAUGGUGCCCUUUCCUCGUCAAGGUACAUGUUGGGCAGGGGGGUGAAACGUAAGCUGAGCACAAGUGAGGACCCUGCCCAGGACUUGCCAUAUCCUCAGCAGAGGCAGCUGGUGCUGGACUUGUGUCUAGACAAGCUACAAAGCUGCCAGCGGCGAGCUGAACCCAGCCUGCACCGUUCGGUCCUGUUGGCCAACACCCUCCGCCAGAUUCAGCAGGAGAUGAGACAGGAGGGGGAAACCUGCUUGGCACCAGCUCCUCUCGGCUCCGCUCUCCCUCACGCCUCCACCCCACGCCACUUCCCCGACCUGCCACCUGUGCCCUUAGACUGUCCUCCACCCCUAACCGGAGCGCUGUCCCCUUCAUUCCCCCUCACAAUGGCUGAGGAUGAGGAGGUCCAGUUGGGCAGCAUUGAAAAUGAGACCCUUUUGCCAUCCCUAGCUGGUGAGGACAACACUAGGUCAUCAGAUUCACUUUUUGGCUCUUUCGAGAUUACCAAUUCCACCAGCUACUUGACAGACUUGCCGUUGGAUGACAUCUUUGAAGACAUUGACACGUCGAUGUACGACUCCUCUGACAUGUCUGUCCUGGCGUUUCCUGCGCAGAGAAGCAACGGGGUGGACGAUGGCCUGAAGACCAUUUCCAGCUGCACAUCCAACAGCAGCCUACAGCUCUGUCUGGCGGACAUCAACGACCUGGACCACAUUAUGGAGAUCCUGGUGCGCUCCUGAACCACGGCUCGCACCACAGUGUCCUCAUUCAGCCAUCCCAAUGUUUUCUGUGGGAAAUGAAUAAUGAGUUUUCUUUUAAAAAAAAAACAAAAAACAAAAAAAACAAAUAUUUGAUCUAUUUUUAUACAAAAGGAUAUAUAUAUAUAUAUAUAUAUAUAUAUAUAUAUAUAUAUAUAUAUAUAUAUAUAUAUAUAUAUAUAUAUAUAUAUAUAUUAAAAUAAAAGGAAACUGCCUGACACACUCUCACUGUAGGAUAAAUGCACAUUUUUAAGACUUUUCAGAUGGUCGAGCUUACGCUGCCAUCCUUCAUAUUUAAGCAAACUAAGAUAUGAAUAUGCAGGGACUUCGGAAACAAAUACAAAGUAUUACCAUUGACACUUAUUUAUAUUGGAAAGAUGUAUUUAAAAUGAGGAGACUGAAGAAAAGUGGAUCGUGACGGACGCUCCGUAGCUUUUAAUGAGCUAAAAGACUUUUUUGGUUUUUUUUGUGAUCUCCACUGUAUUCUGAAGCAUUACAUUUUACUGUCAGUAAUUAUGAUUAUCAGAUCAGAUCAUGUCAUGCACAUGCAGCACUCACACUACCUCUAAAGAUACCAAGAGCUCUUUCUCUAUACAAAGACUGUCGUUGUUACAACUGUAUUUUAAUGGUUUCUCUUCAAUAACUUUCAAAACUGCUGAUUGUUUUAUAUGUGGCUCUCUGUUCACAAGAAGGCCUCUCCUCAAAUGAUAGAAUUCAGUCCAAAGCUAUAGCUGUAGAAGAAAGGCUUUUGUCUCAAUCUUUCUAUUCAAAACUUUCUUUUUGAAGCGUUUCUGCUUUCAGAACGAGCUGUUGCUUGCAUAAAAAGUGAUCUAUAUUUUCUAAUCACUUGGAAGUUAAUGCUAUUUCUACUUUUCACGUACAUGAUUGUCAGACACACAGCCACCGUCAAAUCCCUCAUAUGAACAUAGUGCCUAAAAUGGAGAAUGAAGACUGCCGACGAUGAACUGCACACUGUGGACCCGCAUAUAGACUUGCCAGAGUUUCCUGCUCUACGCCCAUGACGCUCUGUAAGUGGGUUGUUUGCCACUUUUUGGAGCGUUUAGCACGAUCCUCUGUCCUCUAAAGAAGCCAUUACCCUAAUGUGGGUCCACAUCUCCUCUCUGCUGUCCUUCAUUGUGAUCUACACUGCAAAAAGCUGUUUGUGGAUGCCUCUCGUGAUGUCUCUAGGACCAUUUCUGAAUGUCCAAGCUUAUUCGUGUGGAGCAGAACUGAUGUCUCACCUGCUUACUUUUCCGCUUUAUCGCAAGCCAUUUCCGGUUAUUAGUUACUACUCAAAUGUGUGCGGUGGUAGACCAGAGUGAGGCCCUUGGUUUUUGACCUGUAUUAACAUCCACUGAACAUUAAGUUGCUGCAAUCGAAUGCGAAAGAGCCACAAGCUGCUGUCUCCAUUAAGACUGGGCUGAAACAGGGGGAGGGGAAGAACCAGAGAGCCAGAUUAAGAGGGGAAGGGAAGGGAGGGGGGGUAGUUAAAGCAAACAGCUCCUGUCACGUGGCGAGCUGUGCAAGUGGUGAACGCUACAUUGAGAGUUCGACAACAGCUGGUAUGUGUGCGCUCGCAUUGGUGCGCUUGCAACAAGCCCCGCCCCCAGUGAGGCCCCAGGGGUGCUUUGAUCUCCUCCCGACCAAUCGUUUUAGUUUAAGGGAGGAGCUUUGUUCUCUCUCUGCUUUAUGUGGAAAAGAAUAACAAGUGGAAGCGGUUCAAUUUGGUCUGUUAGCUCAUGGUGGAAUGUCUUUCCUUGCCUAUGGAUGGCUCACUUUAAUCAUUAGCGGCUUGAGACAUUUAUGGUCUGAAUUUGAGUUAAAUUUAGACAUUCCAACUAAAAGUAAAUGAGAUUUGUAUCACUUAAGGAAAUACUAACUGCGGCAUUUGAGGUGGCAGCAGAGAUGAGGUUUUUUUUUUUUUGUGUGUGUGUGUGUGUGUGUGUGUGUUUUGGUCGAAAGUAAGACGCUUGUACCCCUUUAAACUCAGGCUCGCAGAGGCCCCACCCUGCCUUUCCCGCUCACAAGACACAUGCACCACCACAGAGAAAACCUGACUCUUGCGAAGUUUACACUCAGAUUUUAGGAAACACGCUUGUGUAAGACAGUAACCAUAAGUCAGAGAGAGAUUGUAUGGUGAGGCCAUCGGAGUUCUAACAGCGCCUGUUUUUAAUGCUGAAAGCUGUGGAUCUAAUGAGUGUGUAGCUUUUAAAGCUUUGUAAGCUUGAUCAGUUUGUUUCUUUUUUUUGUUUAUUUGUGUUGUGUGUGUGUGUGUGUGUGUGUGUGUAUAUAUUUGUAUUUAUAUAUAUAUAUAUAUAUUUUACUUGUUUUGAUUUUUUUUUGUUGACUGAAGAUCAUGAGAUAAUAUAUUGCUUUUAUUUAAGAGUGAGAUAUGAUCAGUAGACUUCUGUCUUUCGGAGGUUUUGUUUUUUUUAAAGUGUGAUUUGUACUUCACCUCCUCUUCUUAGUAAUAAUUAAUGUGUACAUAUACAGUGCAGAAUUAUGAGAGAUGUGUAUCAUUGAAAUUAUUUGUAAAGGUUUUGAUCUGUGCUGACCACGAUGGGAUCUUCUUUAUGGUGUUCACUUCCCUUUGGACCAGGCAGUUAUUCAGGCAGCUUUUUAACAGUUUUUAUGCUAAAGUGGUUAAGGAGGAGAGCUUUCAUUUGUCGGCCUCGUUUUAAAUGUAAUGUCUCCUGCUGCUUGAGUUUUAGUCUCUUGAAGGACAUUUUGUUUCACAAUAAUCAGCCCCAGGAGCCUCUGCUUUUAAACUAAUGUUCAUUAUGCUUUAGUCUGGGAGCAUGUAUUGCGUAGAGCAGCAGUGAAAAGAGGUUUACACUGUGUUGUAAACUUGUAAACUAGCUUACUCAAAUAAUGUACGGUACGUUUGAUGUACCGGUUGCACAGAGAAUACAAAAAGCAGCAAGCGUUUGUAUCAUCAUCAUCAAAUUUGCUUGGUUGUGAGGCACAAAACGGCGAGCUUUAAACAUAACAUCAUCUUGUUAAUUUGGCAUUUAUUUAUUUUUUAAGAGAACCUUUUUUAUUUCAAGUAUCCUAAUGAAAUUGUAAUAUCAGAAACCUCAAAAUGUCACUUUGUCCCAAGUGCAAUAUGAAAAUAUGAACAUAAGCGCUGUCUUGCCUAAUUGCAAAGGACACAAUGUAGUAGGCCUAUAUACCUUUUGAAUGAAUCAAUGGCUAGAUGUUUUUUUUGUUGUUGUUGUUUUUUUUUCCCCCUUAAUGGUGACUUUUACACCCUACGUUUUCUUCUCCCCAGAAACUGUCCUUUUGAUCUGUUUUGACCGCAGAUUUUUGUGAGGUCUGUAAAUAAAGCAUUUUCUUUUGCAGUCAUAUUCUAUGCAAUACAUUGUAGCAGGUCAGUAUGUCAAAUAAAACAAAUGAAAAUGGAAA